Messenger RNA from Neopsephotus bourkii (Bourke's parrot), 1960 nucleotides. It is a transcript of the gene DTX2, whose product is annotated as deltex E3 ubiquitin ligase 2. The record is from RefSeq and is a predicted model, not a curated record. Gene Ontology annotation, cellular component: nucleoplasm. The transcript has 11 exons. Gene Ontology annotation, molecular function: zinc ion binding; ubiquitin protein ligase activity. Bases 115 to 1944 code for a protein of 609 amino acids. Gene Ontology annotation, biological process: Notch signaling pathway; protein ubiquitination. NCBI's taxonomy places the organism in Eukaryota, Metazoa, Chordata, Aves, Psittaciformes, Psittacidae.
GCCACGGGCCGGGAAGCGCCGGUUUGCGGAGCAGCCACCGGCAGGACGCGGGUCCCCCAGAAGAAGAUGGUGUGAAGCUGCCCCUUGCAGCGUGCCCAGAGCUCAGGGAGGAGCAUGGCUGCAGCUCAGGAUGCAGGAGGCAGUUCAGCCGGGCCAUCCGGACUCCCUGGUUCUGCCCCGGGACAUGGCAGCAAUUCCCCAGCUGUGGCAGUGUGGGAAUGGCAGGAUGAGUUUGGCAGGUGGAGGCCAUACAGAGGGAAUGUCUGCAGCUACAUUGAACAGGUUUUUCAGGCCUCUCAGCAGAAGGGCCGGCGCUCAGGAUCAGGGCUUGUCAGCAGCAUCCCUUUGGGACAUGCGGAUCCCAUCUUGGCCCCCUAUGUCAUCGACAUCCCAAGCUUGAUGCAGUUCCGUCAGGACACAGGCACGAUGCGCGCCGUCCGCAGGCACCUCUUCCCUGGGGAUUCCGCUGCCGGGCAGGGCAUCGUCUGGGAAUGGCAGAACGAUGAAGGCGGGUGGUCCCCCUACGAGAUGAAGGUCUGCGUGCUCCUGGAGGAGGCCCGUGCCAAGAACCACCAGCAGGUAGAUCUCAAAUCCCUGGGCUACAACUACAUCGUUGACGUCGUGGCUCAAGUCCAGACCAACAAGAGCACGAGCUUCCGCCGCAGCGUUCAGCGGCGCUUGGACAUCCCGUACCCAGUGACAACCUCCCCAACACCCCUUCACACAGAGGUGGCUUGUUCCUGCCAGCAGUGCUGGCUAAACAGCGGGACUGGUCCCAUCACCAUGCGCUACCGCCACUCCAUGAUAAACGUUCCCAACUCUUCUACUGCUCAUCAGGGUAGGACAGCAUCCGUAAGCUCUUCCAGCGUCGGCUUUGUGCCCUAUAACAAACCAACUUUGUCUGGAGCAAGGUCAACACCAAGACUCAGUGCACAGAGCACCUGGGCUUUGCCUCAAGCUGGGGGCCCCAGCACAGGACUGUCUGCAUCGAAUGGAGUCAGUGCCCCAGCCCUGCCUGUCAAGAUGUCCAAACCCAGCAAGGUGAACCAGGCCCUGGCAGGCAUGACGGCUAUUCUGAUGUCAGCCGCUGGACUCCCCGUGCACCUCACCUGUGUGCCACAAGCUGCCAGCACCCAUAAAGCCACUAAAAAACACAGCUCAGUUAAGGAGGGGAGGAAAGUGUCCAAGAAAGGCUGGUGGAGGAGCCUGGCAGCCUCCGUGACAGGCCUGAUGACCGCGACACCGACUGAGCCAGAAGCAGUGGUGAAGAAGUACCUGGAAGAGCUGAAGGGCUCUCCUGCUGACGAGGACUGCAUCAUCUGCAUGGAGAAGCUGUCCUCCCCCUCAGGUUACGCCGAUGCCUGCGAGUGCAGCACGAUCAAGCCAGAGACUGUUGGUCGCCUGACAAGCUGCCAGCACUGCUUCCACAUGCUCUGCAUGCUGGCCAUGUAUUCCAGUGGGAACAAGGACGGCAGCUUGCAGUGCCCCUCUUGUAAAACCAUCUAUGGGGAGAAAACUGGUACUCAGCCCAAAGGGAAGAUGGAGGUGUCCACGUUCCCCCAGUCCCUCCCGGGCUACAGGGACUGUGGGACGAUCCAGAUUGUAUAUCACAUCAGCAGAGGCAUUCAGGGCCCUGAGCACCCCAACCCUGGGAUGCCAUACACAGCAAGAGGCUUUCCUCGCUACUGUUACCUGCCAGACAACGAGAAGGGCAGGAAGGUCCUGGAGCUCCUGAGGGUGGCCUGGAAGCGCCGCCUCAUUUUCACAGUGGGCACCUCCAGCACCACGGGCGAGAGCAACACCGUGGUGUGGAACGAGAUCCACCACAAGACGGAGAGGGACACAAACCUCAGUGGCCACGGCUACCCGGACCCCAACUACCUGGACAACGUGUUGGCAGAGCUGGCUGCACAAGGGGUCACUGAGGACUGCCUGAGACAAUGAGCUGGGGGGGGAGCCU